AUUCCAUCUCCAUCCCAAACACUGCGACUUGUUUUAAAUAUUAUGGACUUGGGACAAAGUCAGGUCUUCUAAUUAAUUGGAUUACCAACUUGGGACACAGUAAGGCUAAUUACAAUUGAAUUAUGGACUUAAUUACAAAGUAAGGUUUAUACUAAUUACGCUGAGAAUAUCAUGGAAUCCCUGGACUUUGGUUCCAUCUUCCUCUCAUAAUUGCCACGUCUUGUUUACUUCCACCUGUGUUAUUUGGAAUAAGAUUGGUGGUGCUUUCGAUAAGACAAGUUUUUAUUGGGGAUAAAACUUGUAUUCAGGCAGGAUGAUGGAAUAAUUCCAUUAUUUCUGUUGGAACCAAUUGUCUUAUGCAAUGAAGAAUAAGUUAUGAGGUUUAAUUUUGUCUGUAAAUUGGCUCUUUUUGUAAACCUUUCUCCUCCUAACACUCGCUCUGUUGAAUGAGACGGAACCACUAACUGUGACCAGUAUUAAACAUUUAAUGCCAAAUUGGUAAACAUGUACGGAAUAAACAACCAAAAUAUUAGCAGUUCGGAGUCUAAAGACUUGGAGAAAUUCCUGCGGAGUUUUUCAAUAAUUGCAGUGCAGGCCAUUGUCCAGUCUCGGUUGGGGGAAAGGAUCCAAACUAAAAAUUCUUCACCUUCACAAUAUUGGUUUUCUCCCACUUUGAAAGAUGUGCCAGAAUUGAAUCGACACGCUCGAAGUUUUACAACUGGUUAUCAACCUCUCUCGGGACAAACUGUGUGUGUUGAAAUUUCUCUUAAAACCACCGAAGGGGAUUCUAUGGUUUUGGAAACAUGGCACAUGGGUCUGAAGAUGUCCAGUGACAAUAAAGAGAACCAGGAUCGGGAAAACAGAGUACCACAUGUCCUUUAUUCAAAGAUGUGUCUAGCCUUGCGGUCGUUAAUCUACACUUCCCGAAUCACUCCUGGUUACACAUUAUCUCGAAAGCAAGGCCCUGAUAAUUACAUUAUAUGUUACAAGAUAUACUAUGGCACACCUCAGUUGCAUGAACUGGGACCAGAUCAUCAAAGGUUAAAAGCAGGACGAUUUCCAACGUCAAUGGGGAUUAUGUCCAUUAUUGUUGAUUAUCGAACAAAUAUGCAGAUUUCUCAGCAUAAAACCACAAAACAGAUUGCUAUUGAAAUGAAAGAUGACCAUUACAAAGCUGAAACUGGGAGUCCUCGUAAAAGCACAGCUCCUCGGCCGUGCCAUCCGGGGCACAGAAGCUCUGACAAAGAAAAUGACUACCUUGACGAACGAGUGGUCGGUGCUUUCGCCAGUGAUCUGCAUUAUAAUCUGAACAAAACUCGCUCCAAUGCAAUGGAGGACAUCCCCUUCAUAACUCUCUUACAAAAUGCUAACAAACCUCCCCAACAGAGUUGUAGUCCCUCAGCAAUAUCACACAAUUCAGCAGCCGAAGACCUGGUAGCGAGCUCGGAAAGUGAGCCGGCCGUUUCAGACCACUUAUUACAACAAUACGGAAACGGCACUACCAGUGAUGACGAUGACGACGAUGACGAUGAUGACGAAGAAAACUGCAAUAAAGAAGGAUUUGUUUUAAUUGAUUCAAUUCCUCCUUUUGCUGGUGAAGACACUUGCAGUGAUUUAUGGCGCUGCUACCAAGAGACACAAGGAGUACCUGCUCUGUCGAUAUGCAAAGAGGAGUUUACACUAGCUGAGACACUGCAGGAUGUGACCAAUCAACUACAAGCUUUUGAAACCAAUUCUAGGGACUUUGAUGAUUUUGUAAACGAGUUGGCGGAAAAGGAAUAAUAUUCACUACUUAACAAAUAUUUUGAAAAUAGGAACAUUUAUCAAUGACAAAUAAAUGAUUAUCAGGCAAUCGA
This is a messenger RNA of Octopus sinensis (East Asian common octopus), 1856 nucleotides long. Its product is annotated as autophagy-related protein 13. Gene Ontology annotation, biological process: piecemeal microautophagy of the nucleus; mitophagy; protein localization to phagophore assembly site. Gene Ontology annotation, cellular component: extrinsic component of membrane; cytosol; phagophore assembly site. The record is from RefSeq and is a predicted model, not a curated record. The transcript is spliced from 4 exons. Lineage: Eukaryota; Metazoa; Mollusca; Cephalopoda; Octopoda; Octopodidae. Bases 505 to 1782 code for a protein of 425 amino acids.